This is a messenger RNA of Balaenoptera ricei (Rice's whale), 1473 nucleotides long. It is a transcript of the gene UBE2B, whose product is annotated as ubiquitin conjugating enzyme E2 B. NCBI's taxonomy places the organism in Eukaryota, Metazoa, Chordata, Mammalia, Artiodactyla, Balaenopteridae. Gene Ontology annotation, biological process: proteasome-mediated ubiquitin-dependent protein catabolic process; protein polyubiquitination; DNA repair. Bases 99 to 557 code for a protein of 152 amino acids. Gene Ontology annotation, cellular component: HULC complex. Gene Ontology annotation, molecular function: ubiquitin conjugating enzyme activity. The transcript has 6 exons. The record is from RefSeq and is a predicted model, not a curated record.
GGAGGCAGUGAUCCACGGUGAUUCGGCGCCGCGCCGGGGGGUGGGGGGGCUGCGCGGGACUCUUUUUUUUCAGACUGACCGCGGGGCAGCUGGGGAGCAUGUCGACCCCGGCCCGGAGGAGACUUAUGCGGGAUUUCAAGCGAUUGCAAGAGGACCCACCUGUGGGUGUCAGUGGCGCACCAUCUGAAAACAACAUCAUGCAGUGGAAUGCAGUUAUAUUUGGACCAGAAGGGACACCCUUUGAAGAUGGUACUUUUAAACUAGUAAUAGAAUUUUCUGAAGAAUAUCCAAAUAAACCGCCAACUGUUAGGUUUUUAUCCAAAAUGUUUCAUCCAAAUGUGUAUGCUGAUGGUAGCAUAUGUUUAGAUAUCCUUCAGAAUAGAUGGAGUCCAACAUACGAUGUAUCUUCUAUCUUAACAUCAAUUCAGUCUCUGCUGGAUGAACCAAAUCCAAAUAGUCCAGCCAAUAGCCAGGCAGCACAGCUUUAUCAGGAAAACAAACGAGAAUAUGAGAAAAGAGUUUCGGCCAUUGUUGAACAAAGCUGGAAUGAUUCAUAAUAGACAACUGGUCUGUUAAUCUUUUUCAUCAUUGUUGUGUAUAAUUUACCUCUCAGUAGAAAGGCUAACAAAUUUUAAGUGCCACAGGUUUUAAGGAUUCUGCAGAAAAAAAAAAGUCCUUCGGUUUAGAACCUACAAAAGCUUGUGUAUCUUGAUUAAUGUACUUUUUAUUGCAUGGUGUGAACUAAGUUAUUGCUUACAUAAAUUUGUAAUAUAUCCUGUUUGUAUUUUUUUCCAAGUGUAUAAUGUUGGUGUGGAGUUUUCAUGACAGAAUAUACACAUUUUGUAAAUCUGUACUUUUUUCAAAUAUUGAAUGCCUUAUUUUUGAAUUCUUUAGAUUUUUAAAUUGGAGAAAAGCACUUAAAGUUUUUUAUAUAUGAAUAUUACAUGUAAAGCUGUUAAAAUACAUAACUUCAGUGCAAGAGACUUUGUCACUUAUUUCCUUAUCUGAGUAGGAGGGGUUAAUAAGUCUCUAGCUCUCCAUCAAUUGAUAGUUUCAUGUCUGAUUUCAAAAGAACAGAUUUAUAUUUUAUCAAGAAAUUCUUCAAAUUCGAUUCUAAACACCAAUUAUAAUCUCAAACUUUAUUUUGAAUGUACCUAUAUUAGUUUCAGUUGAGCAAUUAUAGACAUAACUGGUUUGAUUCUGUCCAACUCUGUAUUUAGGCCACUUGUUACUGUUUCUUCAUGCACUACUUACUGUUAAACUCUACCUUUUGCGAUUUCACAAUUUGCACCUCCACCACGAGGAAUUGGCACCUCUACCAUGAGCAGAGAGCUGAUGCAACUUAUUUUGUUGCUUGAUAGCACUUUAAAAGAUUUUUGAUAAUGAAAAAAGUAAACCGUCAACAUUUACCAAAAACUCAUGCCCCACUAUUAACAAUAAAUAAGAACUUGUUGCAUUGGUUUGAACAAGGCA